GUUCCAACACUGUGAUGGAUUUCCGCCGGAGGCUGCUGGUGGACCUGGAGGGCAUUGGCCAGGGAGUGGCAAAACUGUUCAUCACAGCCAGAUGUCUCGUUCCUGAGCUGCGAGUGUACCCUGAAAUCCUGCUCUACGAUGAGUGCCACCUGAAGGUGCCCUACGAGAGGAAGUUCCUCGUUGCAAAUAACACCGACCUUCCUGGCUGCUAUGGGCUUAUUCCCCAGAAACGCAAGGAGAACUCUCCUGUGCUCUACUCCAGCCCCAAGCCCUGUGGGAUAGUCCAGCCUCACAGCUUCGCAGAGAUCCCAGUUGUGAUCGAGGUGCAGACAUUAGGGGAGCAUCGCACCAAUGUUCUCAUUGGCGUGUUUGGGGAUGAGAGAAACCCACGGAGAGUAGAAUUACGGAGCUCUGGAAAGCUGGCAGAAAUCUACCCAAGCACAAGGCUGAUAGAGUUUGGCAAGAUCCCAGCACUACAGCCUACUUCACGCAGCUUUACCCUCUUCAACGAAGGUCUCGUCCCUGCAGACUUCAGGAUGGAGGUCGCUCGCAAACCCCACUGCUGUGCCAUUGAACCCAGAGAAGGAGUGAUCCCUGCUGGGGGUGAGGUGCCUGUGUCUGUCACAGUAACCCUGGAUGACACGGGGCCUUUUGCUGUCCCUGUCCAGCUGUUCAUUGGGAACAGCCUUUGGACCGCCUUCGGGCUGGUGGCUUUGGGCACUGGCACCACGGUUGUCAUAGACAAGCCAUUCGCCCCGGAGCUCAACCUGGGAUACCAAUUCAGCCUCGUUCCCAGUAUUCAUCAGUUCAGAGUAACAAACAAGGGCCACCACUUCUAUCAGCUCUUCUGGAGUGUGGAAUGCUACAGGCCACCUGAGGAGGAGGGCCAGAGUGUCUCAGCCCUCAGCAGCUCCCAGGAUGAUUCCCAGAGCCCCGAACGUGCCAGCCCCGUGUUUGGGCUGGAGCCAGUGUCGAUGGACCUGAAGCCAGGACAGUCUGAGGACAUGGUGCUGCGAGGCUUCUCCCACAUCCCACAGGUGAGGUCCCCACCACGGGCUGAGCCUGUGGAACCAUCAGAUCCCCUCCCCUGGGCUUGCUCCACAGUCCCUUGGCAUUUGCCUGGGGAAAUGAGCAGAGGCCUUCAAGAAACUCCCUCAGAUCGGCCGUGUGUGAUUUACAGCUCGUUAUCAGAUCAGCCCAAAUAU
Messenger RNA from Haemorhous mexicanus (house finch), 1205 nucleotides. Its product is annotated as hydrocephalus-inducing protein-like. Gene Ontology annotation, cellular component: axoneme. NCBI's taxonomy places the organism in Eukaryota, Metazoa, Chordata, Aves, Passeriformes, Fringillidae. The transcript is spliced from 6 exons. The annotation marks the transcript as partial. Gene Ontology annotation, biological process: axonemal central apparatus assembly; cilium movement. The record is from RefSeq and is a predicted model, not a curated record.